ACGAAGUACCAGGAGCGACACGGGCAGAUAAGGCACACGAGACGGAAAUCGAUCCAUUGACGAUUUCCUUGCAAGAAUUUCUUGCGUGGGAGCAAACCACUCUGAAAACCUGGGCGGAUUUCCGGAAGUUCUUGUAUGAUGGGCAAAACAACUUCUGGUCAGGCACCGAUGCCAGCAUGCGCAUGGGAUACCAAUAUCUGUCAUGCUCAACAACAUGAUGCCACCGUGUGAACGUAAGUACGUGUUUUUCUUGUUUUCCGGUGCUGAGUGUUGACGCAAAAAUGUCGCGAACGUAAGUAUGAUUUGGCUCGGUUUGCUGACCGAUAUCUUGAUUCAGUUCCAGGGGGUGGAUUUUUCGCACUUGUACGCGGUAAACAACGAAGCGCGAG
This is a messenger RNA of Amoebophrya sp. A120, 389 nucleotides long. The record is from the annotation of a GenBank genome assembly. Lineage: Eukaryota; Dinophyceae; Syndiniales; Amoebophryaceae.